This is a messenger RNA of Pseudopodoces humilis (Tibetan ground-tit), 1506 nucleotides long. Its product is annotated as tyrosine-protein phosphatase non-receptor type substrate 1-like. Lineage: Eukaryota; Metazoa; Chordata; Aves; Passeriformes; Paridae. The record is from RefSeq and is a predicted model, not a curated record.
CCCUGCUAAGCUAAGCCCAGUCCAGCUGAGUCCAACGGAGCCGAAUGCAGCUGAGCAAAGCCCAGCCAUCAGGGAGCAGAACGUGGAAUAUCCAUGGCUCCAGUGACACAGGAACUGCCUCUCAUGUGCCUGAUGCUGCUCCUUCUCUGCAGAGACCUGGGUGUGGGUGCCCAGGCGGGUCAGGGCUUCAGUCUGCAGCAGCCCCAGGACAAUGUGACGGUGGCAGCUGGGGAGACGCUCACCCUGAACUGCACCACAUCUGGAAUCGCUGGACCGGGUCCUGUGAAGUGGCUGAAGGGCUGGGGCAGUGGGAACAAGACCGUCUAUGACCAGAACGGGGACUCCUUACCCCGUGUGACGAAAGCAGUGGUUGAGUCCAACACAGACUUCACCAUCCACAUCAGGAACGUUCAGCCUGAGGACAUGGGCACCUACUACUGUGUGAAGUAUGUCAAGACAGACACUGGUGUGGAUGAGGUGUCUCACCAUGGCAGGGGCACUGAGGUGUCUGUGCAAGCCAAACCCAGCCCCCCGCUCAUGUCUGGGCCCAGGCAGAGAGCGAGGCCAGGGCAGUCGGUGCCUUUUGUCUGCACAACUGGAGGGUUCUUUCCUGAAAAGAUUGGGGUGAAAUGGUUCAAGAACAAGGACCCCAUGGUGGCUCAGGUGCCCCUGGUCACCGAAUGGAGGAUGAAAACCUACAACAUGUCCAGCACAGUGAUGGUGACCCUGCAGAAGGAUGAUGUCCGCUCACAGCUCAUCUGUGAGGUGCAGCACUCCACGCUGCCGGCGCCGCUGCGUGGGAGGUUCCAGCUCAGCAGUGUCCUGCGAGUUCCCCCCAGCGUGGAAGUGCGCGCUGAGCCGAGCCCCGUUGAGGUGAACAACACCGUGGUCUUCACCUGCCUCGUGAAGGAGUUUUACCCAGGAAAGGUGUCCAUUUCCUGGCUGGAGAAUGGGAUGGAGAUAAAGGCAGAGAACGUCUCCCGGCUAUCUGAGCUCCCCCAGGGCUUGUUUGAGCUGAGAAGCCAGGUGGAGGUGCAAGCGAUGGAGGAGAAAAACGGGUCCACCAUCACCUGCAUGGUGGUGCACGAUGCCCAGGCCCCUGCCAAGUACUCAGCCGUCCUGUGGAUCUCCAACACGGCCCAGGAUGUGUCCCACAUGAAUAAGGAUGCGUCAGAGCUGCUGGGAUGGGGUGCCUGCCAGGGUGCCUGUGUGGUGUCACCCCCUGAGGGAGCUUGCAGUGCCAGAAAAGGCUCCCUGUGGGGGUUGGGAUGCCUCUCCCCAAGCCCGGGUCACUCACAUCCUCUGUCCCCGUUCCAGGUGUAAAUUUUGUGUCCAGCCUCCUCCUCCUCUGGCUUGGUAUCCUGCUGGAGAAGGGGCUCCUUGGUGGGCUCCUCUUCUUCCUCUUCAAGCGCAUGAAGAGAUAAGCACUGGAGAUGUUGCCCUAUCCUGCUCCACCUCAGUCCCUGGCUCCUUGAGCCGGGUCUCAGGGCUUGACCACUGCCAGCG